GCGUUCUGCGCGGCUGCGGGGGUGGUAGGGCUUGCCGGGCCGAAGCUACUCGUUCGCCGCCCUCGGCUUAGCCCGUGGACAGGUCGGAGCCUGUCUGCCUUCGCCCCGGCCGCCUUUCGCAAGGCCACGGCUUCAUCUGCUUUUGUCUGUAACCCCAACCAGGAGUUUUUCCUGCCACCCGCACCUUUCAGCGUUUGUGAGAGCUGCAAGAAUGGUGAAUGUUCUGAAGGGCGUUCUGAUUGAAUGUGACCCAGCAAUGAAGCAGUUUCUGCUCUACUUGGAUGAGUCAAAUGCUUUGGGAAAGAAGUUCAUCAUACAAGACCUGGAUGAAACUCAUGUCUUUGUAUUAGCAGAGUUGGUUAACUUCCUCCAGGAGAGAGUGGGCGAGUUAAUGGACCAGAACUCUUUUCCUAUUACUCAGAAAUAAAAAAGAUGAGAAAUGAGAUUGCUGCCAAUUCUUAAAAAGCAAGUUUCAGUAGUUUGGGUUGUUACUGUUUUAAUAGACCGUGGUUACUAAGUUCUACGCUAAAGUGGCUAUUCUGGAAAAUGGGUAAUUUUCAUAGACAAAAUACUCUUGAACUGAAUUUUAUUUCUCACUUUGAAAUAUUAUGGUAUCUUCAUUAAAAUCCAUAAGAUGAUACGCUUAAGGGUGUGCAGAGGGGUAUUUUUGAUGCAUGAUUUCUGGUUUUCCUUUAGAGUUAUCUCGUGAAAUGGUAUGACCCAAAAAUGAGUGAUGUUUCUGUAUUGGAAUGCUUUAUGAACCUUCCUGACAUGUUAUAUUCCUGUGGAAUUGAUUAAAUUUGCUUAUAGUGUGACAUAGAAUGUAAAGAAAGUCUGUGCUUGAUGGAGCAUCCCCAUACAUUGGAGACAUGGUCAGAUGAAAUCAAAUUCUUCUCUAACUUAAUGAGUUUUAGAUACCAAAAUAAUAGUUUGGUUUUGUUUUUAUUUUUAUUUUUAUUGUCACACACUUUACAUGCACUCCAUAAUAAUUACCUGCUUUUACUGAUGUUAUCGCUUCUGUGUUGUUCUGAGUUUGAGGAGUGGUGGUGAGGAUUUAAGAUUUUGACAGAGGGUGAAUGCAAAAUCUGUAAUCCUGCACCAUAACAUUGAGCUGUAAACUGGUUACUUGCAAAUCAACGAUAGCAAAUAGAAGGGGCAGUACAAAUUUGAGACCAAUGCUUUAGAUAUAACUGCUUGUCUAUUUUUUUUUUUUUUACUGAAGCUAAUAUGAAACCACAAGAACCUAUGUGAAUAGGAAGGGGAAAAUAAAGAGUUGAUUGCUCUAUUUAA
Messenger RNA from Meleagris gallopavo (turkey), 1290 nucleotides. It is a transcript of the gene GTF2H5, whose product is annotated as general transcription factor IIH subunit 5. The record is from RefSeq and is a predicted model, not a curated record. Gene Ontology annotation, cellular component: transcription factor TFIIH holo complex; transcription factor TFIIH core complex. Gene Ontology annotation, biological process: transcription by RNA polymerase II; nucleotide-excision repair; nucleotide-excision repair, preincision complex assembly. Lineage: Eukaryota; Metazoa; Chordata; Aves; Galliformes; Phasianidae.